CACAACCCAAAUGUGAAUUCAUUAUAAAUUAUAUAACUUCUGGUCUCCUGCUUCUUCUUCGAAAUGUUGCCCCGACCAGAAGGCGAAGGGGAAGGAGUGCUCCCGUGGACCCAUUAAAAUCCGCCUCCCAUAAGAAAACUACCCAAAAGCAAACCAAACUCUCAAGUGUUUGUUGUGACACGCACACAAGUUGCCCAUUUGUCGAACUGGGACACAAGGAUACCAGUGCUAACUAACCCUUUUUAACCCCUCCAACUGCUUGUGUUCCUUCGUUGAUGUCAAUAGUCAUUAAGGAAACAGCCAAACAUGACAAAACUUUGGAAGAUGACACUUCUGAUCCAUUUGUUGGUUCUGCAUUUAACACCAACUGUGUUCUGCUCGCCCUCGCCCACAUCGUUGGCAUCUUCUUCAUCGUCUUCACACUAUGGCCGUGCUCAAAAAACCAAACAUUAUGCCGGUGCUGGGACCUCAUAUCACCUGAGCAAAGCGUUGGCGUCAUCCUCGGCAGCAGGUGCGGCAGCAUCAGCAUCACAUCCCACCGAGUUGGAGCAUCAUCAUCAUCAGCAUCAGCGUCGUCAACAGUUUGGCUCAAACUCUCGACACUUAAAUGGCCGCAAACAGCAGCAUGUGGAGAAUGUGGGUGUCAGCAGCGGCUAUGCGCUGGUGGAUGAGCCCACUAUAUCAGAGGAAUACAUGGAUCCAUUCCCCCAACCCCAUUCGCCGGACAACACUGUCAUUGUCAAUCAUCAGCAGAUGAGCACUUGUCAGACGGUGUGCGCCUGCAAGUGGAAGGGUGGCAAACAGACGGUCGAAUGUAUUGAUCGCCUGCUUAAACAGAUACCGGACAACAUAGACCCCUCCACCCAGGUGCUGGAUAUGUCGGGCAACAAGCUGCAGACCCUGCUGAACGAAGAGUUUGUGCGCAUAAAUCUGCUGAACCUGCAGAAAUUGUAUCUGCGCAAUUGUCGCAUCGAGCACAUAGAGCCGCAAACAUUUAAGGGACUCACAAAUCUGGUCGAAUUGGACCUGUCCCAAAAUCUGCUGUACAACGUACCCUCCAUGGCCCUGAGUUAUAUCUCCUCGUUGCGGGAUUUGACCAUAGCCUCGAAUCGCAUACAGAAAAUUGAACCCAACGCCUUUAUGGAUACCCCCGCUCUGCAUAAAUUGGACUUAUCGCACUGUGACAUACAGGUCAUUGCUCCGCAAGCCUUUGAGGGUCUGGAGGGUCUUACGCUGCUGCGUUUAAAUGGCAACAAGUUGAGUGAAUUGGUUCCUAAGACCAUUGAGACACUGAGCCGUUUGCAUGGCAUUGAGUUGCAUGAUAAUCCCUGGAUAUGCGAUUGUCGCCUGCGCGAUGCCAAACUAUGGCUUAUGCAGAAGAAUAUACCAUACCCGGUGGCUCCAGUGUGUGGAGGCGGUCCGGAAAGGGUGCUAGAUCAAUCGUUUGCCGAACUGAGUAUAGAUGAUUUUGCCUGCAAGCCCGAGAUCUUGCCCUCAAGUCAUUAUGUGGAAGCCACCAUGGGUGAAAAUGCCUCCAUAUUGUGCAGGGCCAAAGCCAUACCAGCACCUGUGGUCAACUGGUAUUGGAAUGGCCGGCUGUUGAGCAACAACACCGCUUUCAGCUCCCACCAGCGUCUGCAUAUACUGGAACAUGGAGGUUUUGAGAAAACCUCUCGCUUGGUUAUGACCAAUGCUCAAGAGAUCGACUCCAGCGAAUUCUUUUGCGUGGCCGAAAAUCGUGCUGGCUCCUCCGAGGCCAAUUUUACAUUACAUGUGCGCAUGAGAGCGGCCGGCAUGGCAUCCUUGGGCAGCGGUCAGAUCGUGGGCUUAAGUGCGGCCCUAGUAAUUCUAAUAUUAUGUGUUCUUCUCUUUGUCAUGUUCCUAAUGAUGCGCCUCAAACGGGAGCCGUAUAACGCCACCAAGACGCCCAACAACAUGGAAGUCAUCACCAGCAUCAACCAGCAAAACAUGAUGGGCAACAAGAGCCAAGCGAAUGGCAUGAACGGCAAUGUAGGCUCUGGCAAUGGCUCUGGGGGAGAUGCAAAAAUUAUCACCGAUGAAAUGGAUCUGGGCGAAAAGGACACCUCGUCCAUUCAAAGUGCAAAUCCCCUGCAGAAACCACCCCGACUCACCGACAUGGCCUACUCUACCAAUGGCAGUGUUUUGGCCACAGCACCCUGUUUCAUAUCGCCCACCGCCUCCGCUGGCAAUAAUCCGGAUUUAAUCAAUGACACCAAACGCUUCGAGGGAGAUGAAUUUGCCGAUUUGAAAAUACCACCCAUCCUGACGAAGGCCUUAAACUCGGAGCUGGCCGGCCUGACCACCAAUGGAGAAUAUAAACGAGCUGGUGGCUGCGAUUCGCUGUACCCCUCCGGCCUGUGGGAGGACAUAACAGCAGUGGCUUGCACCUCAUCGGCCGACGAUUUAUUCCUGCGACGUUACUCGGACAAAACGCCCAUCAUGGAGAGCACCCAGCUGUACGAUAUGCACGAGAGUGGUAGUAGCACGGAUAACUUUAGUAAAACCUUUCCACGCACUCAUUUCAAUCACACCCUGCAAUCCAAUGAGGGCAGCUGUCAUAUGAACACUGAAUCCACAGCUUCCACAACAACAACGAACCUUUCCAACUCCGGCUCCGGCCUGGUAAUGGGUGGUUAUCCUAACGACUAUGGCUUGCCGGUGGUGCCCGGUGCCGAGCUACAGCUGCAGCAUCACCUACAAAUGAAUCCUCUGCAGAAGCAGCUGAUGUGCGGCACACUGGGUCGGCCAGGCGCCAGCAAUCCGCUGUGUAGAGCUACAUUAACUUCAAGUAACUACACGGGCACUACCACCACCAGCAGUCCACCGCCCUUCACCAGCCGAACUCUGCCACGCCAGAGGCCUCACAACACCAGCCUUGAGGCCAGCAGCAGCUCGCGAACAUCGCCCAUCCACACCAGCCUAGCACCAAAUUCUGCAUCGAUUAAUGCCAAGACGAUACGUGUUUGGCAAAAAGGUGGAGUUCCUGUCCUGCCACCCGUGACUGCAAUCAAGCGGGCCCUCAUCAGCACCACCAGUCGCAACUCUCCAGACGAGGGCUACCAAGAAGGCUGUGGCACCGAUGUGUAAAUGAAGAGCCUUCCCUCUCCACAUCCCCACGUGAGCUUUCGCUGGCGAACUUAGCUUUGUUUAAAUCGAUUCGACAAAGGAUGUGUGCUUAUGGCGCCAUCCAAAUUUGCGCCUGACUGAAUUUUAAGUUGCAUCAAAUCCCCCGCCCGCCCGGCCCACUCCAUUGCAGCGGAAGCUGCAUCGUUGGUCGUUUUGGUCUAAGGAAUACUUGUAAAACCUAUGAAUCUUAAGUGGUGUGGCACACACACACACGGAUUGGGGACGGAUUGUCGAACUGAUGGCACAACAGACAUUGAACUGUGGAAGAAAGGUGUCCCCGACGACAACAACAACAACAAAAAUGUAAAGAUAUGCUGCAACAAGUUGCAUAUCAACAGGAAUGUGAUAGUGUAUGCGUAAAUAGAUAAUAAUUUUGUAAAAAAAAGAAAUAUUUAAAACUGAACUGAAGAAAGAAAGAAACAAAGAAUGAAACAAAAAUAUAAAUGAUGUAAAAUUUAAGGAUUCCUUCAAAAACAAAUCGAAAGCAUAUUCAUACGAACCCCCUUACAGGACAUAAGGAAGGCAAGGGUAAAUCCUUGAGUGCACUCAAAGAGCAGCCGUUUAUGAGUUGCAGGUUGAUAUGAUGUGCCUGCCGCCUAAUUUCGAAGAACUUUUUUGUUUUCUUAAGAUUUGUGUCUGACAUCUUUCCCAUUUUAAUGAUUUCAAAAUGUCAACGGUAACAGCAAUGCCAGGAAAAUGUCAAAGUUGCAAAAUAAGCCAACAUUUUUUCAAAACAAUGUUCAGCCUCUUUUCGGGUGACGGCCUGUUUGUCUGUCCACCCAUUUGCGUAUAAUAAUAUGAACAAAAAGUAAAA
Messenger RNA from Stomoxys calcitrans (stable fly), 3961 nucleotides. RefSeq lists its product as uncharacterized. Gene Ontology annotation, molecular function: protein binding. The transcript has 2 exons. NCBI's taxonomy places the organism in Eukaryota, Metazoa, Arthropoda, Insecta, Diptera, Muscidae. The record is from RefSeq and is a predicted model, not a curated record. Gene Ontology annotation, cellular component: plasma membrane. Bases 307 to 3108 code for a protein of 933 amino acids.